Macrosiphum euphorbiae (potato aphid) is the source of this 717-nucleotide messenger RNA. The record is from the annotation of a GenBank genome assembly. Lineage: Eukaryota; Metazoa; Arthropoda; Insecta; Hemiptera; Aphididae.
AUGCUAGAACCGACCGGAGCAGCAAAUAUGACAGUCUUAGCGCUCAACCAUCUGUUGCCGCCGCCUCCGACGCCGUCCGCCAACAACGGCGGUCCGCAACCACAACAGCAACAGCAGCAGCAACAACAGCAACGGGCGGCCUCCGGAGCUGACGGCAACGGCGCCGACGACUUACAGCAAAACGGCAAGACGUCGCGCAUGAUGACUGUCGCGGCCGCGGCCACAAACAUGUCGACGGCAAUGAUGAUGGGCGGAGGUCCGCCGACAGGCGUCGGCCACCACCACCACCACCAUCAUCACCACAACAACCACCACAGCAGCCAAUUGCACAACAAUAACAACAACAACAACGACGACACAGCCAGCAGCCCGCGGUCAUCCGUCGUCGCGGCCGCCCGGCCGUCUGGUCACAUCAAGUUCAGCGUGGCCGCCUUGUUGGCCGACACCAGGCCCGUGCGGUCACCGACGCCCGGUUCCCUGUUCGACGACGACAUGGACACGCCGGACGACGACGAAGACGACCGGAACAGCGUGGACGUGGAGACUCCCGACGGCGCCGUCGCUGUCGGCCGGCGCUGUUCGUCCAGCACGCCGGACCGCGGCCGCUCGCCGAUGCCGCUUCACCCGUCGUCACCUCCGCUGUCGCAUCACCAGCACCACGGCGGCCACCCGUUCCAGCAGCCGGCGGCUCCAUGGCGGCCCGCGCCGCGUUCAUGA